Molecule: messenger RNA, 1284 nt
Organism: Punica granatum (pomegranate)
Lineage: Eukaryota; Viridiplantae; Streptophyta; Magnoliopsida; Myrtales; Lythraceae
Source: RefSeq, a predicted model, not a curated record
UUUCUCACGGAUCAGAAGGUUGAUGAAGCGAUUAUUCAUGAGAAAUCAUGCCAUGAGAGAUCGGAAAAUGUGCAGGCUUUUCAUUGUUCUAAGCUACCAAUCAUGUGGGAAGACAAUGUAGAAACAUGACCAACGUGGAGACAUCAGAUUCUUAUUGUCUCCAUCAACUUCCAUUAUAUAUACACAAGGCCAUGGAGCCUAACCCGAAUCAAAUCGAAUAAUCACCAUCCUGAUCGUCAUCUUGUACACAAAUGGCUUCCUCUGCUUCAAAUCUCUUCCCCACUUACCACAUCCGAUCCAUCAGUUUGCCAUCAAGGCCUAACCCGUUUAUUCUCAAUGUUGAUGAGCAUACACGAAGAUUAGCAUUAUACUCCGAAACCACCACCGCAUCAUCAUCUUCAUUGCUGAGCAGCAGACUGGGCGAGCUCCGGGAUCUGUACGACUCUGUCGAUGCUCUACUUGAGUUGCCACGCACUCAACAACUCUUUGCCCACGGAAGCCACAAGGAUCGAGUGGAUGGGCUAUUGGCUUCCUCACUCUGCUUCCUUGACGUGUGUGGCAUUGCAAAGGAUGCCUUGCUGCAGACAAAGGAGCAACUUCAAGACCUACAAUCAGUCUUGCGGCGCAAGAGAGGCGACGAGUCGGAACUAAUAAAGGAGUCUGCGAAGUACUUGUCCUCGAGAAAGAUGUCAAAGAAAGCCAUCUCCAAGUCCUUGAGGGACUUGAAGAGUAAAUGCUCCAACUUGUCUUCAUCUGAGCAUGAGCCAAACACCGAGGCCACUUUUGGCAAGUUGAGGCAAGUAGAAAUGGUCUCUGUGGACUUGUUUUCGUCCUUGUUGUCCUUCUUAUCGGAACCGACAGCACAAUCUAAAACGAGUAGCUGGGCUUUGUUAUCAAAGUUGGUGUACUCCUCCAAGCACAUAAGUUACGAGGGGGAGCCAACAAAAUCUAGCGAGUUCAAGAAUGUAGACUCGAUGCUGCAAACCUUGAUCGAUCGCAAGAUGAGAAAGAACAUCAGCAUCGAGAAAGAGGGUCUACAGAAUGAGUUGAGAAGGUUGGAGUCCAGCAUUCAGGAUCUUGAAGAAGAACUCGAGUCCGUGGUCCGGCGCAUAAUCAGAACCCGUGCAUAUCUACUCAACCUCCUCACCAAUUAGGAUGAAAUGCAAUUACAUAUUUAGACGUCCGCUAGAAAUUUCUCUCAAUAUUUAUCAAGAAAUUUCUUAGCUUCUUACUUGUAGAUAAACUUGUAAAUCAGAUCAAAUGACAGAGUUGAAAAAAUUAUUA